This is a messenger RNA of Eimeria mitis, 1044 nucleotides long. RefSeq names its product IQ calmodulin-binding motif domain-containing protein, putative. NCBI's taxonomy places the organism in Eukaryota, Apicomplexa, Conoidasida, Eucoccidiorida, Eimeriidae. The record is from RefSeq and is a predicted model, not a curated record. Gene Ontology annotation, molecular function: protein binding. Bases 1 to 1044 code for a protein of 347 amino acids. The transcript has a single exon.
AUGCGCGAGGCCUCUUGCUGCAGCAGCAGCUGCAGCAGCAACAAGGGUGUAUAUUUUAGUGCUGCUGAGGACAAAGAGAAGCAGCCAGGUGUAUAUAUAACAGCAGAUGAGUGGUUGCAGCGGCGAGAGAAAGCUGCUGUUGUGCUGCAGCAGCAUGCAAGAGCAUGGGCAGCAAAGCGUGAGGCGCAGCAGCGGCGACGCCAGAGAGACAUGCUGCAGCAGCAGCAGCAGCAGCAGCAGCAGCGGAAACAGUGGGAGGCAGCAGUAAGAAAGAAAAAACAGCAGCAGAGAGGAGGCAGCCCCACUACUGCUGCUGAUUUCUCGCUGCUGCAUGCAGAGGUAGAGGCAUGGAGAGCCGAAGAAGAAAACAAAAUAAAACUUUGGUUGUCAGCAGCAGCAUCGCAGCAGCAGCAGCAGCAGCAGCAGCAGCAGCAGCAGCUGCAGCUGCUGCAGCAGCAAGGCUUACCGCAGCAAGUCCUUUUAUCACUGCAGCAACAGCAGCAGCAACAGCAGCAACAGCAGCAAAUAAGUAAACAAAACCCAAACAAACAGAAGCGUGAUGCGUUGCUGCUGCUGCUGCAGCAGGAGACGCAGCUGCUGCAGCGUAUAGAGGGCCUGAAGCAGCAAGCAGAGAAACAAAGGAAGCAGCAGCAGCAGCAGCAGCUGCUGACGAAGAUGACGGAGCCCCUUAUAUGGGUACAAUCAAGCGGAGACACAGCAGCUGUAUAUACACCUGAAACAGAGGCUGCAUGCGCUCUGCAUGCGCUAUACAUGCAGCUGUGUGGGGGCCCCCUGGGGGCCCCCCAGCGUCUGCAGGUACUAGCAGCAGCAGCAGCAGCAGUGAAGCAACACAACGAUCCUCUUGCUGCUGAGGUAGCUGAGCUGCUGCAGCGCGAGGCUCUGCUGCUGCAGCGCGGGCGCAGCAGCAACCUGCUGCUGGCGGGGCUGAGACAAAGGAUACAGUCUCUCUUCGGGCUGCUGCUGCUGCGGCCUUCAUUCAAUCCACAAGCAGAAAGAAUCACUGCUGCUGCUUACUUAUCUUAG